Messenger RNA from Debaryomyces hansenii CBS767, 2175 nucleotides. It is a transcript of the gene GUS1, whose product is annotated as glutamate--tRNA ligase. Gene Ontology annotation, molecular function: glutamate-tRNA ligase activity; ATP binding. Gene Ontology annotation, biological process: glutamyl-tRNA aminoacylation; translation. The transcript has a single exon. NCBI's taxonomy places the organism in Eukaryota, Fungi, Ascomycota, Pichiomycetes, Serinales, Debaryomycetaceae. Gene Ontology annotation, cellular component: methionyl glutamyl tRNA synthetase complex; cytosol; cytoplasm. The record is from RefSeq and is a predicted model, not a curated record. The coding region runs from base 1 to 2175 and encodes 724 amino acids.
AUGAGUUUUAGUUUAACAGUAGCUGCCAAGGCUCCGUUAGUCGCAUACCCAUCUUUAAUUGGUGUCGGAUUUAUCGAUGCCAGUGAUUCUGAGAUCUCAAUCCCAAUCGAAUUUGUCGAUGAGAAGACAGUUGAUUCCACAGACGCUGGUGUCAAAUUGGUUACUCCAGAAGGCAAAACUUAUUCUAACCAGUUAGAUAUUUUAAACUACUUAGCAGAAAAAUUUCCAUCUAUUCUUGGUGAACAAGCCAAAUCUCAAGAAUGGGUCAAAUUUGCCUUGGACAAAUUAUCUAAUAAGAACUUCAAGGAAUUAGCAGGUGAUUUAGAAAAAUUAGAUGCCCACUUAAAUUUCAGAUCAUUCGUUAUUGGAUACUCCUAUUCCUUAGCUGAUGUUGCUAUCUGGGGUGUAUUGAGAGCCAAUGCUUUAAUGGGUUCUGUUAUCAAGAAUGGCGUUUACACAAAUGUCUCGAGAUGGUACAACUUAUUAGCUGCUGAUAAAAAGUUUGACGGUAGUGUUGAAAACAUGACCAAAUUAGUCAAUGAAUUAAGAAAGUCAGCUAAGUCAUCCAAGAAUGGGGGUAAGAAAGAGACCCACAAAGCUAACUUUGAAAUCGAUUUACCAAAUGCUGAAGUUGGUAAGGUUGUUACUCGUUUCCCACCUGAACCAUCUGGGUAUUUGCAUAUUGGACAUGCUAAGGCCGCAGUCUUGAAUGAAUACUUUGCUCAUGCUUACAAGGGUAAAUUGAUUAUCAGAUUCGACGACACUAAUCCAACAAAAGAAAAGAUUGAAUUCCAGGACUCGAUUAUUGAAGAUUUGGCCUUGUUAGGUAUUAAAGGUGAUAAAAUCACAUAUUCUUCAGACUAUUUCCAAGAUAUGUACGAUUUAGCAAUUAAAUUAAUCAAGGAAGGUAAAGCUUACUGUGAUGAUACUCCGUUAGAAAAGAUGAGAGAAGAAAGAAUGGUUGGUGAUGCUUCUGCUAGAAGAGAAAGAUCUAUCGAAGAAAACUUGAAAAUUUUCACAGAAGAAAUGAAGAAUGGUACCGAAGGAGGUUUGAAGAAUUGUCUUAGAGCUAAGAUUGAUUAUACUGCUUUAAACAAAACCUUAAGAGAUCCAGUUAUCUACAGAUGUAAUGUUACGCCACAUCACAGAACAGGAAGCGAAUGGAAGAUUUACCCAACUUAUGAUUUCUGUGCUCCAGUAGUUGACUCUAUCGAAGGUGUCACCCAUGCUUUAAGAACGAACGAGUACAGAGACCGUAAUGCUCAAUACAAUUGGAUUAUUGAUGCGUUAGGUUUACGUAAGGUUGAUAUUUGGGAUUUCGCCAGAGUCAAUUUCGUCAGAACCUUAUUGUCUAAGAGAAAGUUGCAAUGGUUUGUUGAUAAGAACUACGUAUCCAACUGGGAUGAUCCAAGAUUCCCAACUGUUAGAGGUGUUAGAAGAAGAGGUAUGACGGUUGAAGGUAUUAGAAACUUUAUUAUCGCUCAAGGCCCUUCAAGAAACAUUAUUAACUUAGAUUGGUCUGUUAUUUGGGCCUUGAACAAGAAAAUUAUUGACCCAGCUGCACCAAGGCAUACUGCUGUCGAUGCAAAAAACGUUGUUCCUGUCAAGUUGUUAAAUGGACCAUCUGAACCAUUCACUGAAGAAAAGCCAAAACAUAAAAAGAACCCAGAAGUCGGUAAUAAACCUGUUAUUUACUCUAAUCAGGUCUUAAUUGACCAAGCUGAUGCUGAAGGCUUGGUAGACGGUGAAGAAAUCACUUUUAUGGACUGGGGUAAUGUUAUUAUUUCUAAGGUUGUUAAGGAAGGUGAUGUUGUCAAAUCAAUUGAAGCUAACUUACACUUGGAAGGGGAUUUCCGUAAAACUUCCAAGAAAAUCACUUGGUUGGCUGACACCAAGGAUAAAGUUGAGGUUGAGUUAAUGGACUUUGAUCAUUUGAUUACUAAGGAUAAAUUAGAAGAAGGUGAUAGCUUUGAAGAUUUCCUUACUCCACAAACUGAAUUCACUGUUGAAGCUAUUGCUGAUUUAAGUGUCCGUAAUAUGAAGGCCGGCGAUAUCAUUCAAUUUGAAAGAAAGGGUUACUACAGAGUGGACCAACCUUACAGCGAAGGUAAGCGUCCAGUCUUAUACAAUAUUCCUGACGGUAAGACAGUAUCAAGAUACGGGACUAAGAAAUAA